Messenger RNA from Paramisgurnus dabryanus, 1875 nucleotides. RefSeq names its product acidic (leucine-rich) nuclear phosphoprotein 32 family, member B (gene anp32b). Lineage: Eukaryota; Metazoa; Chordata; Actinopteri; Cypriniformes; Cobitidae. Gene Ontology annotation, biological process: regulation of apoptotic process. The record is from RefSeq and is a predicted model, not a curated record. Gene Ontology annotation, molecular function: histone binding. Gene Ontology annotation, cellular component: nucleus.
CCGCCAUUACUCACCAUUACACCCCACGCGCCAAUACUGACCCAACUAUUGCUCGAUAGUCGACGUAUUUAUAUAUUCGUUCGAAUGAUUUUUCAAAUGUACAUUUAAAAUGUAAUGCAUGUCUAUUGUAGAACAAUGUGCGCAACGGCUGUACAAACGGGUUGAGUAAAAAGAAGCCACACGUGCUAGUUUGAUCGGUCACAACGUCUAAACGUUCAAGAACACUUGUACGUAAAAUGAACAUCGCGUAAAACAUCAAAAUGUUGGCUAAAUAACGGCAAAGGGUAACGUUUUCAAACAAAGUGUUUGAGGUUUGGUUUAAUUUAUAGAGAAACGUGAGCAAGGUCUGUCUGAGGAGGCGCCAUGUUGUCAAGAAAGAAACUCUCCAUUUUUGUCUCUCUGAUUUCCGCUCUAUCUUCGUCUUUCGCCGUAGGAAUACGCCAUCGACAUGUAGCUUCCAUCUUACAUAAGCUAUAAAAUACCACCAAUUUGCAGUGUAACAAAUAAAGUCACGAUGGUGGCGUCUUUAUGAUAUGUCCAUGUUGCCUGCCCGGCGGCUUGCAAUCUGCUCUUUUCUCAUUGGUGACUCAAUGCCACAGUCUUAGCCAUAGGGUACGAGAACUUGUUCUUGACAACUGCAGAUCAAAUGAAGGGAAAAUUGAAGGCCUUACAGCAGAUUUUGUAAAUCUUGAAUUUUUAAGUUUGAUAAAUGUUGGCCUACUCUCAGUUUCCAACCUUCCAAAACUUGGAAAGCUUAAAAAGUUGGAACUCAGUGAUAACAGAAUCUCAGGUGGCCUUGAUGUUUUAGCUGAAAAACUCCCCAAUCUCACACAUCUAAACCUUAGUGGAAACAAACUGAAAGACAUCAGCACAUUGGAACCCUUGAAAAAGCUUGACCAUUUGAAGAGUCUCGAUCUUUUCAAUUGUGAAGUCACAAACUUGAAUGACUACAGGGAAAGUGUGUUCAAGCUCCUUCCACAGCUCACAUAUCUUGAUGGCUAUGACAUGGAUGACCAAGAGGCAUCAGAUUCUGAUGGAGAAGCUGACGGAGAUGGAGUCGAUGAUGAUGAUGAUGAUGAUGAGGAAGGAGAAGAAGAGGAGGAUGAGGAUGGAGAAGAGGAGGAGUUUGAUGAAGAUGAUGAUGAUGAUGAUGAAGUUGAAGGUGAAGAGGAUGAGGAGGAUGCCAGUGGAGAAGAUGAGGAAGAAGACUUUGGUCAGGAUGGAGAAGUAGAUGAUGAAGAUGAGGAUGAUGACGACGAUGAUGAUGAAGAAGAAGAGGAAGGAGGAAAAGGUGAGAAGAGAAAACGAGAAGCUGAAGAUGAAGAUGAGGACGAUGAUGAUGAGGAUGAUUAAGAGCCAAUGAACAACUCCGUUACCAACCCUUCCCUUCUUCUCCUUUUCAACAACUUGGCUAUCCCAUCAACCUUGCUACCCCUCCACCCCCUUUUUCUACCCAAGCGCUAAGCUCCCUGUGGGGGCAAGACUGUACUGGACGGGUGGAGCUGUGCAUAAGGAGCCUACGAGCUGAAUGAGAGCCUUCUGGAUCGGUGGCUUACUCAGCAUUCCACAAGUCUACUGUCAAUCCCCUGCCCGUUUGUGUUUCAAAACCUGUGGGGACUUUGGGGACUGGUAUUUAGUUUUGGGUCUGUGCUUUUAAUAUUUUGUUAAAAUGAUUUUUUUUCUUCUUUUUUUGACAUUUCCUCCCCAUUUAGUUUUUGUUUUCCAAUUCCCAAUAAGAAUGCUAUAGCAAAUGUGUAACAAGCGAGCCAUAAUUUUAGUGUGGCAGUCUGUGGCACAAAUCAAGGUUGUAGCUACAUUUUUACUUUCUGUAAGACAAAAACAAACUUUGUAAAUAAAAUAACAUUUUGUGCUUUG